UCUCUUGACUUUGAGACAAGAUCCCAAAUGAACAAAAAGCAUUGUGCAGUUGAAAUGGAGUUUUCCUACGGAACCGGUCAGGAAUCUCAGCGCUUACUGCUCUCGCUUCUGCUCCUCGCAGCCUGGGAGGCAGGGAGCGGCCAGCUCCAAUACUCGGUCCCCGAGGAGGCCAAACACGGCACCUUCGUGGGCCGCAUCGCACAGGACCUGGGGCUGGAGCUGGCGGAGGUGGUGCCGCGCCUGUUCCGGGUGGCGUCCAAAGGCAGAGAGGACCUUCUGGAGGUAAAUCUGCAGAAUGGCGUUUUGUUUGUGAAUUCUCGGAUCGACCGGGAGGAGCUGUGCGGGAGGAGCGCGGAGUGCAGCAUCCACCUGGAGGUGAUCGUGGACAGGCCGCUGCAGGUUUUCCAUGUGGAGGUGGAGGUGAAGGACAUUAAUGACAACCCGCCUGUGUUCCCUGCGACACAAAAGAAUCUGUUUAUCGCGGAAUCCAGGCCGCUUGACACUCGGUUUCCAUUAGAGGGCGCCUCCGAUGCAGAUAUUGGGGCCAACGCUCUGCUGACUUACAGACUGAGCCCCAAUGAGUAUUUUUCACUGGAAAAACCAUCCAAUGAUGAGCGAGUAAAAGGUCUUGGGCUUGUAUUACGGAAAUCUUUAGACAGAGAAGAAACUCCGGAGAUUUUUCUAGUGCUCACGGCCACCGAUGGUGGCAAACCUGAGCUGACUGGCACUGUUCAGUUACUCAUCACGGUACUGGAUGCCAAUGACAAUGCUCCAGUUUUCGACAGAACACUCUAUAUGGUGAAAUUAGCAGAGAAUGUUCCUAAUGGAACGUCGGUAAUUAAACUUAACGCCUCAGAUUUAGACGAAGGAUUGAAUGGGGACAUUAUUUAUUUAUUCUCAAGUGAUAUUUCACCUAAUGUGAAAUCAAAGUUCCACAUAGAUCCAAUUACUGGACAAAUUAUGGUAAAGGGAUAUAUCGAUUUUGAAGAAAGCAAGUCCUUUGAAAUUCUUGUAGAGGGCAUUGAUAAGGGACAGCUCCCACUGUCUAGCCAUUGUAGAGUUAUUGUGGAAGUAGAAGACAAAAACGAUAAUGUCCCAGAUUUGGAAUUCAAGUCCCUAUCACUUCCAAUCAGAGAAGACGCGCCACAGGGCACCGUUAUUGCCCUGAUCAGCGUGUCCGACCGCGACGCUGGCGUCAAUGGACAGGUGACCUGCACUCUGAUGUCCCAAGUCCCCUUCAAGCUGGUGUCCACCUUCAAGAAUUACUAUUCUUUGGUGCUGGACAGCGCCUUGGACCGUGAGAGCACAUCACACUACCAGUUGGUGGUGACCGCCCGAGACGGGGGCUCGCCUUCGCUGUGGGCCACGGCCACCGUGUCCGUGGAAGUGGCCGACGUGAACGACAACGCGCCGGCGUUCGCGCAGCCCGAGUACACGGUGUUCGUGAAGGAGAACAACCCGCCCGGCUGCCACAUCUUCACGGUGUCGGCGCGGGACGCGGACGCGCAGGAGAACGCGCUGGUGUCCUACUCGCUGGUGGAGCGGCGGGUGGGCGAGCGUGCGCUGUCGAGCUACGUGUCGGUGCACGCGGAGAGCGGCAAGGUGUACGCGCUGCAGCCGCUGGACCACGAGGAGCUGGAGCUGCUGCAGUUCCAGGUGAGCGCGCGCGACGCUGGCGUGCCGCCUCUGGGCAGCAACGUGACGCUGCAGGUGUUCGUGCUGGACGAGAACGACAAUGUGCCCGCGCUGCUGGCGUCUCGGGCUGGAGGCUCUGGCGGUGCGGUGAGCGAGCUGGUGCCGCUGUCUGUGGGCGCAGGCCACGUGGUGACGAAGGUGCGCGCGGUGGACGCCGACUCGGGCUACAACGCGUGGCUGUCGUACGAGCUGCAGCCGGCGGCGGGCGGUGCGCGCAGCCCGUUCCGCGUGGGGCUGUACACGGGCGAGAUCAGCACGACGCGCGCCCUGGACGAGGCGGACGCUCCGCUUCAGCGCCUGCUGGUGCUGGUGAAGGACCACGGCGAGCCGGCGCUGACGGCCACGGCCACCGUGCUGGUGUCGCUGGUGGAGAGCGGCCAGGUGCCGAAGGCCUCAUCGCGGGCGUCAGCGGGGGUCGCGGGUCCGGAGGCUACGCUGGUAGAUGUCAACGUGUACCUGAUCAUCUCCAUCUGUGCGGUGUCCAGCCUGUUGGUGUUGACGCUGCUGCUGUACACGGCGCUGCGGUGCUCUGCGCCGCCCACCGAGGUCGCGUGUGGACCUGGGAAGGCCACGCUGGUGUGCUCCAGCGCGGUGGGGAGCUGGUCGUACUCGCAGCAGAGGCGGCAGAGGGUGUGCUCUGGGGAGGGGCCGCCCAAGACCGACCUCAUGGCCUUCAGCCCCAGCUUACUGGAGUCUAGGGACAGGGACUAUCAGCCUCAGACAACCGGGGAUUCCUUUGCAAAGGUUAGUUUAUAA
This is a messenger RNA of Cynocephalus volans (Philippine flying lemur), 2451 nucleotides long. RefSeq names its product protocadherin alpha-4. The transcript has a single exon. Lineage: Eukaryota; Metazoa; Chordata; Mammalia; Dermoptera; Cynocephalidae. Gene Ontology annotation, molecular function: calcium ion binding. Gene Ontology annotation, biological process: homophilic cell-cell adhesion. Gene Ontology annotation, cellular component: plasma membrane. The record is from RefSeq and is a predicted model, not a curated record. The coding region runs from base 28 to 2451 and encodes 807 amino acids.